UCAGUGUCAAGUGUCAACUCUCAUCAAGUCAAGCGUUUCUCUACUUGUAUUUUGUAUUUGUAAUAUAAAAAUUUACAAUUAGUUAGAAAUAAAUUAAUGAAUUAAAACUAUAAUUCAAAUGAUCUAUCAGUUUACAUGAAUGAUAAAAAUAUAUGCGAUAACUAGUUUCAAAACACUUUAAUUCUGUUCUUAAUCACGGGGAUCUAGACAUAACCUUAUUUGUAUUCCUUCAAAACAAAAAAUGGCAAAGAACACUGGCAAGGGCAAUAAAUCGAAAUCUAACGAAGAAGUUUUCGCCGGGUUUCAAAAUCUGCGCAGCGAGCAGCGGCAACUUGCCAACAAAAUAUCUGAAUUGGAGAUGGAUCUCAAUGAGCACAAGAUCGUGAUCGAGACGCUGCGCGGCGUGGAGGCGGCGCGCAAGUGCUUCCGCAUGGUGGGCGGCGUGCUGGUGGAGCGCACCGUGGCCGACGUGCUGCCCGAGCUGGAGGGCAACCGCGACCGCCUGCCCGCGGCGCUGCAGGCGCUGAACGAGCAGCUGGCGCGCAAGGGGCAGGAGAUCAACGACUACAUCGAGCGGCACGACAUCCGCGUGCAGCGCGGCGCCGACAGCGAGCCCGCCGCCGCCGCCGCCGCCGACACCAAGACCAACGUGCUGGCGGCCAGCGCCUGAGCGCGCGCCCUCACUGACCCACUUCAUGUUAUGCUUUCUACAUAGCCCAACCAGACAAAUCAAAAUCUCACUAAAAUUAACAAAUUAAUUCUUUCCACUGGCAUGCUAAGGUUGCAAGGUCCCUUGAGUGAGAGUGAGCUGUUUAUACUUCUGGUCGGGCCGGCGUGCAGCGUGCCGCGCGCCGCGUGCCGCUGCACCAGUGAAGCUGUCACCAGCUACAGUGUUGAGUGACGACAAAAGCACAAGUCAUACUUACCACUCAUAAAAUGACCUGAUCAUUUUCAUUUUGUUUCAAGAUUACCUAAGCUAUCAAUUUGUAGAUAAUCCAGUCAGGACUGAACAGGUCAGCGGCCUUGUUGUUAUGUGUCUCGGUGUACCAUUCAAACAAUGAGUCACUAAUCGAUUUUCGUCGUAUUUUCGUUUUUGUGAUCAUCUAACAUCGUUAUUUCCUUGACCUUGACUACGCCAUUUUUACAUCAAGAUGCAAUGAUGUUUUGUUUUACCAAACAUCUAACAUGAAUAUUAGUUACAUGAAAAUGAAGUUUUUUGUUAAAAAAACGUUAAUACUUGCAACUUCCACUACUAUACUAAUGCAAAUAAUAAAUGACGAUAAUUAUGUGAAAAACAAUGUUAGAUAUUUUUAAAAACGAAACACGAUGAAAAACUAUAUAGUGAGUGAUUAUAUGAAUGAUAAACCGAGUCACACAACAACCGCUGAUCACAUCGUUCGCUGCCACAACAUCACCUCACCAGAUUCCAUCUCAUCAAUGGGAAAUAAUAUUUUAAAUUUACAGAACUAAAUUAUUUAUUAGUAAUAGAAAUUAACACUAAGUUCUAAUAAAAUACAUUUUUAAUUAAAA
This is a messenger RNA of Bicyclus anynana (squinting bush brown), 1530 nucleotides long. It is a transcript of the gene Pfdn2, whose product is annotated as prefoldin subunit 2. NCBI's taxonomy places the organism in Eukaryota, Metazoa, Arthropoda, Insecta, Lepidoptera, Nymphalidae. Gene Ontology annotation, cellular component: cytoplasm; prefoldin complex. The transcript has 3 exons. Gene Ontology annotation, biological process: protein folding. The record is from RefSeq and is a predicted model, not a curated record. The coding region runs from base 242 to 670 and encodes 142 amino acids. Gene Ontology annotation, molecular function: protein folding chaperone.